AUGGGUGUCCUCCAGCUCAACAAUCCCGCUCACCCCUGCACGCUCCUGCAGCGGGCCAACCAGAUGCGCCUGACCGGCACCUUGUGCGACGUCAUCAUCACAGUGGACGGCCAGGAGUUCCCGGCGCACCGCACCGUCCUGGCCUGCACCAGCAAGAUGUUUGAGAUCUUGUUCCACCGCAGCAGCCUGCGCUACGCCCUGGACUUCCUGUCCCCAAAGACCUUCCAGCAGAUUCUUGAGUACGCCUACACCGCCUCGCUGCAGGCCACGGCCGAGGACCUGGAUGACCUGUUGUAUGCUGCAGAGAUCCUGGAGAUCGAGUACCUGGAGGAGCAGUGCCUGAAGGUGCUGGAGACCAUCCAGGCGGAGGAGAGCGAGGAGGUGGCGGUGAGGAAUCACAGCUCUGGAAACCACAGCGACCACGGCCGGGCCCGGCACUGGAGGCACAUGUUGAUGUCCAAGAAGCAUUCCAUACAGGAUGGAACCAACUGCACCACUCCCACCGCCCUGCACCACCUGGCACUGUACCACAUGACAGAAAGGAGCUCUCCUGGUCCAGGGCCUGACGCAGCUCCAGGUCUGAGCCCCAAGCUGGACACUGAGGUCGACAUGGAGAGCUCCCAGCAGGCUCAGUGUCAGAGGGAAGAGGAGUCCCAGGACUCGUCUCUGGAUGCUGCCAGAGGUAUCAAAUCGGAGCACAUGCAGGUGGACGAUGCCAACAGCUGUGAGGGCAGGUCCUCCAGCACCGGGGAGGGAAGCUGUGUGUCUGACCAGCCAAGAGACGACGGCCCAGGGACGCCCCUGAGAGGCAGCGUGAUCACCAGCGCUCGAGAACUUCACACGGGCCCUGAAGAUGGAGGACAAGUGGUGGGAAACGCUCUGGACAGUUUUCCCGGGAUCGCUGACAAACACCUGGCCUCCAUUUACUCGAUGGGCUCCAACCACACGGCUGAGGGUCUGCCGGUGUCCGUGUCAGUGGCCCCGUCUCUGGCCGUGCCGCUGGAUCCGAGAGCCUACAGCGGCCUGCUGCACCAAGGUCUGCUCCACAGGGAGCUCCUGAGCCGGCUGGGCCAGUUUGCAGCAGGGAUGAGGCACGACAGCCAGACUCAAGGCCAGCAGUGCUGUGGUGAAUGUGGCCUUCAGCUCCACAGCAGGCAGGCUGUCGAGCAGCACAGGAGGCUGCAUAAUGAGGAGAAGGGCAACAGCUGUGAAUACUGUGGCAGACACUUCCAGGACAGCAUGCGGCUCAGGAUGCACAUGCUGUCGCACACAGCUCCUGCAGAGGCGCUGGUGUGCGAUCAGUGCGGAGCGACGUUCUCCUCAGAGGAAGCUCUGGAAGCCCACAGGCAAACACACACAGGGACUGACAUGGCGGUGUUCUGUCUGCUGUGUGCGAAGCGCUUCCAGACCCAGAAGGCCCUGCAGCAGCACAUGGAGGUCCACGCAGGGAUGCACAGCUACAUCUGCAGCCACUGUGAGCGCCCCUUUCCCAGCCACACCACCCUCAAAAGACACUUGCGCUCUCACACGGGGGAUCACCCAUUUGAGUGUGAAUUCUGCGGGAGCUGCUUCAGAGACGACGGCACACUGAGGGGCCAUAAACGCAUACACACUGGGGAGAAGCCUUACGAGUGCAACGGCUGUGGCAAGAGGUUCAGCCUGAAGCACCAGCUGGAGACGCACUAUCGCGUUCACACAGGUGAGAAGCCAUUUGAGUGUAAGCUGUGCCAUCAGCGGUCCAGAGACUACUCGGCCAUGAUCAAGCACCUGCGCACGCACAACGGAGCGUCGCCGUACCAGUGCACCAUCUGCCAGGACUUCUGCCCGAGUCUGGCCGCCAUGCAGAAGCACAUGAAGGGCCACAAACCCGAGGAGGUGCCGGCCGACUGGAGGAUAGAAAAAACAUACUUGUAUGUCUGUUACGUCUGA
Messenger RNA from Nematolebias whitei (Rio pearlfish), 1929 nucleotides. RefSeq names its product zinc finger and BTB domain containing 16b (gene zbtb16b). Lineage: Eukaryota; Metazoa; Chordata; Actinopteri; Cyprinodontiformes; Rivulidae. Gene Ontology annotation, biological process: regulation of cytokine production; negative regulation of transcription by RNA polymerase II; regulation of immune system process. Gene Ontology annotation, molecular function: protein binding. The record is from RefSeq and is a predicted model, not a curated record. The transcript has 6 exons. Bases 1 to 1929 code for a protein of 642 amino acids.